AUGACAUCCGUCGAUGACCUCUUCCGGAAACACAACGCGGGUUCCAAACGUAAACUCGAAGACCCUACGACCACCUUCUCCCGUCCCCUCUCCAACAAAUCCACCAAGUUGACCAACGGAUCCUCUCCGCGUAGCCUGGUCAAUGACGCUUUCGAUUCCAAUGAUUCUGGGGGCAAGGCUGCUUUUCCUCAAGACGAAACACUAGAUGGUCAAGAUGACGUCGAAGCCGGACCAACACUACCGCCCGAAGAGGUAGAGGACGAGCCGGGUGACGAUGAGGAGGGACGCUUUUUUGGGGGUGGGGUCACAAAGCAAGAGCGCGAGGUUAUAGAUUUCAUUGACAAAAACGACGACGGUGAUGCAGAUGAGAAAUUCGACUCCGCCUGGCUGCGACGCACCGCCAUCAACUUCGAGCGGAAGAUCAAUAAGAAUGCCGAGUUGCGUGCCAAAUAUGAAAGUGAUCCCAUCAAGUUCGUGGGGAGCGAGGCAGAUCUGGAUGCCGAAAUCAAAGGCUUGAGCCUGCUCAGUGAGCAUGGCGAGUUGUACGGCGAAUUUGUCAAAAUGGGUUGCUUGGGCAGUCUGGUUGGCCUGCUCGCCCAUGAGAACACUGAUAUCGCCAUUGCUGUCUGCGAACUGCUCGCAGAGCUGACUGACGAAGAUUCUGCAACCACUGAAGACCAGUGGAAAACCUUGGUGGGGGCUAUGGUUCAGAAUGACCUUGUGGAUCUUCUCUCGAGCAACCUGGCUCGACUUGACGAGGAAAACGAGAGCGACAGAGCAGGCGUGUACCACAUCUUGAACGUCCUCGAGAACAUUCUCUCUGGCUCCGAUAACCAGGAAGUUGUUGGAGCCAACAACAACAUGAUGCAAUGGCUUCUCCAAAGGAUAAAGAAGAUCGAUCUCAAUGCCCGUGGCAAGGUCGGGCAAAAUCGCCAAUAUGCGGCGGAAAUCCUUGCCAUCCUCCUGCAGACCAACCGCAUGAAUCGAGAUCGCAUAGCACAAAUGGAAGGCGUCGACACGUUUAUGGAGCUACUGAGCGCAUAUCGCAGGCGAGACCCGGAGAAGGAUUCGGACGAGGAAGAGUUCGCCGAAAAUUUGUUCGAUUGUUUGGCCUGUGUCGUCGAGGAGAGAUUUGCAGGUGAGAAAUUUGUCGAAGGUGAAGGCGUCGAAUUGUGCCUCAUCAUGCUCCGAGAAGGUCGGCUGGCAAAGGCGAGGGCAUUGCGAGUCCUUGACCAUGCUAUGAGUGGAGGCAACGCCAUUGCAGUUUCAGUGAGACUGGUGGAGGCAGCUGGACUCAAAACAAUUUUCGGCAUGCUCAUGAAAAGCCACAAAACGGAAAGGAGUCUGGUCGAACAUCUAAUCGGCAUUCUGGCCAGCUUGCUAAGAUAUCUUCCGGGAGGCUCCGCUGCAAGAAUACGUACGCUGGCCAAAUUCGUCGAAAACGACUACGAGAAGAUCUUGAGGCUGGUUGAGCUGCGGCGCGAGUACAAGGCUCGGCUCAGCAGGGUUGAGGCCUCAAUUAGGAGGGAGCGUGAGCAACUGAGUAGCUCGGAAGUCGAAGCACUCGCUGACGAGUGGCUAUCUCGGCGCCUCGAUGCCGGACUAUUCUCUCUGCAAGCCAUUGAGUUAAUCCUCAGCUGGAUGGUGGCAGAGGAUAAUGGUGCUCGGCAGACGAUAUCGGUCCUACUUGGUGAAGAUGGACUCAAGAUACUAGAACGGAGCCUAAGAGAUCAACUUGAUGGAAUGGAUCCCGGCCAAAGCGAUGAGGCCAAAUCUACGGAAGAGAUGCUGGAAGCACUGCUCCUGUGCGUCGAGCAGUAG
This is a messenger RNA of Capronia epimyces CBS 606.96, 1821 nucleotides long. RefSeq lists its product as uncharacterized. NCBI's taxonomy places the organism in Eukaryota, Fungi, Ascomycota, Eurotiomycetes, Chaetothyriales, Herpotrichiellaceae. The coding region runs from base 1 to 1821 and encodes 606 amino acids. Gene Ontology annotation, cellular component: spliceosomal complex. The transcript has a single exon. The record is from RefSeq and is a predicted model, not a curated record.